Messenger RNA from Schistocerca cancellata (South American locust), 4486 nucleotides. RefSeq lists its product as uncharacterized. Gene Ontology annotation, cellular component: cilium. Gene Ontology annotation, molecular function: tubulin-glutamic acid ligase activity; tubulin binding. NCBI's taxonomy places the organism in Eukaryota, Metazoa, Arthropoda, Insecta, Orthoptera, Acrididae. Bases 139 to 2343 code for a protein of 734 amino acids. The transcript is spliced from 13 exons. Gene Ontology annotation, biological process: protein polyglutamylation; microtubule cytoskeleton organization. The record is from RefSeq and is a predicted model, not a curated record.
CCGCCGCCGACGCCACACGACGCCGGCGUCGCGACGACACGAGCCUUCAGCUCCGCCGGCGUCUGCCGCGGAAACCUCACAGGGCGGUGCCAUGGGGAAGUCGCUGCCAGCGGUGGCUGCCGGCCACUGACGCCAGAGAUGAGCGCCUCACCCUUCCACGGGAGGCCCUUCGUCUUCCGCGUCAACGACAACGGCGGCGGCCCGCACCUGCUGCUGCAGGUGUGCGUGGAGCGCGGCUGGCGCGAGUACAACUCUGAAGCCGGAGGGGGCGCGCCGCGCGACACGUGGAACCUGUGGUGGCGCACGUCCGGCUUCCCUCUGUCCCACUACAAGCAGCUCAAGGCCUGGCAGUUCACCAAUCACAUACCGAAGGGCUCCAUGAUUUGCCGGAAGGACAACCUGGCUCGGUACCUGCGCUGCAUGAGGAAGGUUUACGGCCCCAUCUACGAUUUCAGCCCACUGGGAUACAACCUGCCACUGGAGUACACCAAGCUGGUGGCAGAGUGCACGCGCCAGAGGCGGAACCGCGAGUCCUCCGUCUGGAUCUGCAAGCCCGUCUCGCAGAGCCAGGGCCGCGGCAUCUUCCUCUUCAGGAAAGUGAGCGAGCUGACGUACGACUCGAACGCGGUGGUGCAGCAGUACAUCGAGAACCCGCUGCUGAUCGGCGGCUACAAGUUCGACCUGCGACUGUACGUAUGCAUCCCGUCGUACCACCCGCUCACCGUCUACCUGUACCGCGAGGGCCUCGCCCGCUUCGGCACCGACAAGUUCUCGCUCAGCGAUCUCGACAACCCCUUCCGCCACCUCACCAACAGUUCGCUCAACAAGCUGGGCCGCGGCUACACGCAGAAGAAGGACAGGGUUGGCGCAGGCUGCAAGUGGUCGCUGCGACAGCUGCGGCACUACCUCCACCAGGCGGGCCACUCGGACUGGCUGCUGUGGCAGAAGGUGACGGCGCUCGUCGUGCUCACAGUGCUGAGCCACAGCCCGUCCGUGCCCACCACCGCCAACUGCUUCGAGUUCUACGGCUUCGACGUUCUCGUGGACUCCUCCCUCCGGCCCUGGCUUCUCGAGGUGAACCUGAGCCCCGCACUGGGCAACGACUGCGACGUGGACGCGGCGGUGAAGAAGCCGAUGCUUCACGACAUGUUCGACCUGCUAGGACUGCCCGUCUGCAACACGGGGCUGUCGCUGUUCGCCGUGUUCAGCGUGGCGCCGGCGUUGGCGGGCGGCGGGGGCGGCGGCGACGGCGCCAGCGGUUGCGGCUGCAGCGGCAGCUCGGGGGACGAGUCGGAGGAGGCGGGGGCGGCCUCGCUGGAGGCGGACGCCGGGGGCCGGCGGGGGCCCGGCUCCGCCAUCGCCGUCGUCACCGCCGCCAGCAGGUGGAAGCGGCGCCACCUGCUGGUGAGGGAGUCAUCGGCCGGCGUCGGUGGCCCGCGGGCGCGCAAGAAGAGCGCGGGGGCGUCCCCGUCCCCCGGUGCGCUGGUGGCAGGUGCGGGGGCGGUUGCCGGCCGCAAGGCGCACAUUGGGCGCGCCUGCACGCCGCCCCCGCGAGCCGCCUCCGGCCACGCCCUGCUCGUCGGCGGCCCCGACUGCACCUCAGAAAUCGGACCUGGAAGCGAGGCCUCCGACGACGCCUGGGCAUGCUGCUGCUACACCCAGGGGCUCCGCAGUGGCGGGCGCUGCUACAGCGGUCGUGCGGCGGACCGCGCCGCCUCCGCAGCCGCGUCCGCCCCCACCGCCAUGUGGGGCAACGGGCGCGACUGGCGGCGGCCGCCCGCCUCCGAGGGCGCGUGGGUGCGCCUCUGCCCGCUGGACGACCGCGCUGCCGCCUCCGCCGCCCCCAGCGCCACCUCCGCGCCUGCCCGCGCCCCUUCUCCUGGGCCGCCAUCUGUUGGUGACAGAAUGUACUAUCCAACUAAACUUUCUGAUAAACUUGAUCAGUUUUCAACAUUUAAACAUGGAGGCAGAGGUAGUGUCGAAGACAAUGGUGAUCACGUCAAUUAUGGGAGCUGUGUAGCGCUAUAUCGAAUAUUUUGUAGCUCGCCAGUAAAUGAUCGGGUGCAGACUCAUCUCGGCGACAGUGGUUUCUAUUUCCUUGUAACGUAUAUUCUGGAAGAGAAAAAGCUUGAGUAUAAAGGGAGCAUUAUAUCUAUUGCUUUCUUGUAUGCAAGUACGAUUUCACAAAGAGAGGUUCGCGACGUCGUUGCUGCAGUCACCCGCUACGUCAAAGCAGCGCGAGACAUCUACCGGCGAAGUCCACAGCUCUCCGACGCCGACUACAGCGCUGCCAUGCGGGAUGCGCUAGCCAUUAGUGCCGAAAUCUGGGUGCCGCCUUGUUAGUGCCGAUGACCGGAAAGCAAUCAGCCAAAGCCCAAAAGCGUUAAUAUUUAAAAGAAAAACGUUAAGAGUGUUCAGUAAAAAAAAGUGUAAUGAAUUACACUUUUUCCCAGGUUUAAGUGAAGGUGUGACUCUAACUCAAAUUCAAGAAACAAAGAGAGUAUACUAGGUUAAUCAUUUAAAACUGCCACCUUUGAAUAUUUUUCGACUGGGAAGUGCAGUUAACAAAAUGAAAACACACACAUUUAGACACUCAUACAGCUACACUAUAAAGUUAUUCCAACCCUGGUGGAAGAAGAUAGUUUAUAACGGUUUUAAAUAACCUAUAAGACAUAUAAAUCACAAGUAUUGAGGAAAAUUAAAAAUGUUCUGGCAGUAUCUUCAUUAAUCAACAGUUGACUAUAAUGCCCCAGAAUCUCAAAAUUCAUUUUCUAGCAUAGUUAGUGAUACGGAACACAUUCUUUUAUGUUCUAGUUCAACAGCAGGAACGAGACACUGGUAGCUUAUCAGGGUAUACUUACAUUUCUUAUUUACAUGGGGAAUAUGCAUGUGCAAGAAAUGUUUUUCUAGUGCUGAUUGUGUCAACGAAGUUUAUGUUAAAAGCUGUGUGAGACUAUAAGCAGGAGAACUUGAAAAUUUCUGUAUAUUGCCCACAAUACAAUUAGUGAAAUAGAGUAAUGUCAUUCGGAGAGGUGAGAAAUCACUUUCCGGACUUCAGAAGAAUAGAAAAACAAAUAAAAUUAUUUUAUUUCCCAACGCUGCUAAACAUUAUGAAUCAGGAUAAUCUUCUGUCACCUAACGAAGCUUUAUGAGAAGUUAAUAGCACCUUUGUCAUUCUAGAUACCUCUCACACCUUUAUACCUGAUAUUAAUGUAAUGGUGCCUAUAGUUGACAUCAGAAGUUUGUUUGCUAAAAAAAUCAGAUUCCUUUGUUUGUAGAUAACAGUGGGGUAAUGCAAUAUAUCAUCAAUUCAUAUGUAGUGCAAAUUAUUUCAGAGACCCUCAAUGCACAAGAAAUGGAACUCUUAACAUUAAUACUGGAAUAUCCUGGGUGGAUUACAAACAAUGAAAUGGCUGGACACAGCCAACCAUAAUGAACAUAUGAACUUGCAUUCUUCUUCAGACCAGCCACAAAUGCACAGUCAUGCAUUGUCCAAGCACUGUAACCCAGCUCUCGUUUAUCAGGCAGAAGUUUUGUUUCUUUGUGUGUGUGUGUGUGGGGGGGGGGGGGGGGGGAUGGAUGGGUGUGCAACAGAGGGAGAGAGAGAGAUAUGAAGAACAAUGAAAACUUAUAAUCUGAACAACUGCUUUCAAGUUCUUGUUUGUGUACCUAUACACCGCUCAUUGCUUCCACUAUACUGCCAUAUAUUACCACUUAUAUUGACCUAUAGCACUGCACUAGGGUUCUCUUAUAAAUUGUUGACCCCAUUUAAAGUUUAUAACAUUGUCAUAUGGGAAAUAAAGAAAAACUGAAAGAAUUCGUGUCACAGAACACAUUUCUGUUUUAUCUUAUAUACAUUGACUGAGAGAGAGAGGAAAAAACAUAGGCUGAGAAGGGGAGAAAUAGAUGGGGUAUUGAUUUAAUGAAUAUUUUAUUUAAUCUAUCUUCUUCCCCAGGCUGUUCCAUCAAAGAUUAGUAUGCAAAUAUUUUCAUGCUAUUGUGUACAAAUAAGAAACACAUAAUUUCAUGCCAACAUCUCAUUCAAAAAGAAUACACUAUCAAAAUUUUUGCUUUAUUUCAAUAUUAUAUAGUUUUUCAGUGAGUGUUAGUUAUCAUUGUGAUAAUUUGUGCUAUAAAGGGUAUUAUGUCUUAAUAGUUUAUCUUUCAAUUAAUUCUGAGAGAUUUUUUGAGAACCAAAUAUUUCAUGAAAAUGUUAUCUCUCACAUUGUAACAGGAGGAGACAAUAAUUAGUAAUAAUUUACCAUACUAUUCACAACACACAUUUCAAAUUGCAGUAGCAUUUACAUUUUAAAUUACUUAUUGCAUUCACACACCUCGAUAGCACUAGACUAUACUUAACAGACGAUAUUAAAAUUGUACAAAAUGUGGAAUUUAUUCAUUGCUUUAAAAAAAAAUCUUAUGAUUACAGUUAUUCUGGCAUUACUACCCUACAUCAGGGAGUGCAAUGUGUUCAUAUUUGUUGUAA